AUGAAGAUCUUCCUCACAGCAUUGGGGCUUUUGAGUUGGGCCGUCCCGGCAAAUCUGCAGGUGAUCGGUCAAAAUAACCGGACGUCAGAUAAGUUGUUGAACGCAGCAGGUGCUGAUCCCGUCUCCAAGGCUGAAAUCUCUCACAGAAACUGUUACCCGGACAUAUGUGAGUUGCUGAUUAAAAUUGGCACUAUGGAGGCACGUCUGACGGCUGGAGAAAAGAAGGCAGAGGACCACGAGCAAGCCCUCGGUGGCCUGAGGGUCGUUGUUGAGGAGCAGGAAGCUUUGCUGACCCAACAACAAGCCACCAUAGAGGAAGAGAGAGCGAAGACAGCCCGGCUGUCUGCAGCAGUGUCCACGUUGACGUCUACUGUACAGACUUUGGAGGCAAACUUGCAGAACAGGCCUCGGGUAGCGUUUUCCGCAUCGUUGUAUUCCUCUGGCAGCAAAGUUGUCGGCCCCUUCGACUCUGACAGGACUAUCGUGUUCCGGAGGGUUCUGAGCAACAUCGGAAAUGCGUACAAUUCCGGCACUGGCAUCUUUACUGCGCCUGUGGAUGGUGUGUACUAUUUCACAUUCACAGCUUUCACCGUAUCAACGCCAAAACGUGUGUAUUUGCGCAAGAACGGGCAGAACGUUGUGUCAGUUACUGACGUGGCAGACAACGAAGACAGCGCCUCCAACGGAGCUGUGUUGGAGCUGAAAAAGUGGGAUCAAGUGUACCUGGUCCUCAGUGGCUUUUCAAGGUCCCGCCACACACUUUAUGACAACAGUUAUCACUUCACAACAUUCAGGGGCUUUCUGCUCUACAGCUGA
This is a messenger RNA of Engraulis encrasicolus (European anchovy), 816 nucleotides long. RefSeq names its product C1q-related factor-like. Lineage: Eukaryota; Metazoa; Chordata; Actinopteri; Clupeiformes; Engraulidae. Gene Ontology annotation, molecular function: protein binding. Bases 1 to 816 code for a protein of 271 amino acids. The transcript has a single exon. The record is from RefSeq and is a predicted model, not a curated record.